This is a messenger RNA of Didymella exigua CBS 183.55, 800 nucleotides long. RefSeq lists its product as uncharacterized. Gene Ontology annotation, cellular component: preribosome, large subunit precursor; nucleolus. Lineage: Eukaryota; Fungi; Ascomycota; Dothideomycetes; Pleosporales; Didymellaceae. Gene Ontology annotation, molecular function: mRNA binding. Bases 107 to 703 code for a protein of 198 amino acids. Gene Ontology annotation, biological process: ribosomal large subunit biogenesis; intracellular mRNA localization. The transcript is spliced from 2 exons. The record is from RefSeq and is a predicted model, not a curated record.
GGCUGGCGACUGGCGUCGGCAAGUGGGCCUGGAGCUAACGCCGAUCGAAAAAGUUCCAGGGCUCGCAUGCUGCACUUCUCACAACUCCACAGCUCCACACAACACAAUGGCGCCUUCGAAACCAAGCAGCAAGGGAAAGAGCGGGCCCAAGGGAAAAAGCGCCGGUGCGAAACCCAAGUCGGCCGGGAAGAAACCAGAAGGCAUUUCCAAGAACCAGCAGAAGAAACUCUCGCUCGCAAAACCCGGCGGCGAGCAGAAGUCGAAAUCAAACAAGAAGAAUGCGAACCGCAAGAAAAAGCGCGUCUACACAGAGGCCGAGCUCGACAUUCCCAAGCUGAACUCGAUCGUGCCGGCGGGCAUUGCGAAGCCAAAGGGCCAGAAGAAGGGCAAAAUCUUUGUCGACGACCCCGCGAGCAUGAUGGCGAUUAUGAGCGUCGUGAAUGCGCAGAAGGAGGGGCAUAUUGAGAGCAAGAUCAUGCGCGCCCGGCAGCUGGAGGAGAUCCGGGAGGCGAAGAGGAAGGAGGCUGAGGGGCGGGCGGACGAGAAGAAGGCCGAUUUCGAGGAGAGGAAACAGAGCCUCAAGAAGAAGCGCAAGCGCAACUCCGAGCCUGCGCGCACCGACGACGCCGACACCGAGUCGCCCAAGAAAAACACCAAGAAGGACGGCAAGUUCAAGCCCAAGAAGAGGGUUAGUUUUGGUUGAAGGGGAAGCUGGCUGGUCUAAGAGUCUACCGUGUCUACAUGUCUAUGAUACCCGUGUCCGCGUAAUGCAAGUCUUUAUCGCCGUCUAUGCGUCCGGC